Lagopus muta (rock ptarmigan) is the source of this 13923-nucleotide messenger RNA. RefSeq names its product angiotensin II receptor type 1 (gene AGTR1). Bases 1763 to 2842 code for a protein of 359 amino acids. Gene Ontology annotation, molecular function: angiotensin type II receptor activity. Lineage: Eukaryota; Metazoa; Chordata; Aves; Galliformes; Phasianidae. The record is from RefSeq and is a predicted model, not a curated record. Gene Ontology annotation, biological process: immune response; G protein-coupled receptor signaling pathway; regulation of vasoconstriction. The transcript is spliced from 2 exons. Gene Ontology annotation, cellular component: membrane.
ACUUGCAAGCCUGAUAAGGCUUACAGUUGUGAGAGCUGGAACAUGGUAUAACCCGGUCACUACAGGCUCAUAACAGUCUUUUUGUGUUGUUUAACUAAUCCAGGCUUUCAGUACCCUCACUGCAAUUUUAAGCCUUACCUGGCAUCCUGCUGAUGUCUGCACCUCAUGUUCUCAGUUGUGCAACAAUUCUAUUAGAAAUACACUGGCCCUUUGUACUUACAUUGUGUUCUGCCAUAUGUUCCUUUCAAAUUUUAAUUAGCAAUUUUGCUGCAUUCUUGGGUAGUAGUUCUGAUUUUCUGACAGUUUCUCCCUCAGGAAUCUAUACUAUUUUUAAGAAAUCAGCCUCUGCAUUGCUAGGAUCAAGUUUGAGAACCUAGGAGAGAGGAGUGCACAGCAUCACAGAGACAUGUUAAAUACUUCGUAGAAUUCUGAAGACGGAUGGAAAAUAUGUAUUGCUUAUCAAAAGAAGGGAAAAUGAAGGGAAGACAUUUUCUUCUUUCUUACUCUUGUAUGGUUAGUAUAUGUCAGGCUAACAGGUAUAAAAGGGUUGCACUUAGUGAGAAUUGAACCUAGCUAGUUAUGAAGGCAUGCAGACAGGUUAUAUUCUAAAGGUGUGAUAUUAUUUCAUAGGUGAAUCAGAGAGCAGUUCUAGCAUUAAAAUUUUACACCAAGUUGAACAUUUUGCAUGUAGACACUAGCUCAAAUACAUUGGAGUUUUAAACAGACACAGAAGGAUUUACACUUCAAGUGUAAAGGUGCACGGCCCUCAAACAGGAGGUCCAAACACUGCAUCCUAAAGGUCAAAAAGGUUCCAGUGAAGAUGUUUUUCCAUAUGCUUUUCCUAUUGCACAGAAAAUUACUAAUCUUGUUGUUUUGUGCCACCUCCUUCUGGUCUUAAAACCCUGCAGUGAAAGCAAGCCAGUAAGCUUUUGCUAACCACAGUAUUUAAAUGCAAUUUUUAUCAACAAAUGUGUCACUUAAAAUCACUUUCACCAAUAAAGUCAUUGUACUCAGAACACUUAUACCAUUUUAUAUGCCAUCUUCUAAGACUUAUCCUUUGCCCCCCUCCAAAAAAAAAAAAAAUUGACAGAUGUUCUCUAGAAUGUGUUGUUUUUGGAACAUUUGGGGGAAUUUAACAAAUCUGACAAAUAAACACAAGAAGUUAUGAUAUCUGCACUUUUUCUUACCUGCACUGUAACAAGCAAGUGAAAAGAGGUGAUCUUAACUGUAAAUCCUAACAGUUGUGAUUGAGACAAAGUGCACAUGAAAUAAAAUAGCUGGUCUAAUGAUUUACUGACUUAUCCUCAGAUAAAUGAUGGAUUAGACUAAAAUUACUUGGAGCUUUCAACUGAAUUGCAACUAAGGGUAGGAAAAUACCAUGCUUAGAAUGACAUGCUGUUAACUAUUCUCUGUUGCACCAUCAUCUGACAGAACUACAGAUUUGGGGCUGUUAGGCAUCUUUCUCAAUUUUCAUUCUAUUUGGUUUUUGCUUGAUAGCAAAACUGUCCAGGUCUCCACUAUAUAACAACACUAGCUAGAAUGCAUGGUUACUAUUUGUGGUGUUUAUCUGCUUUUAUUGUAGCUGAGUAGCAUUUCUCUUAUAGGCACAGAAAAUGGGUAAUAACUGAAGACUACCUCUCAGCAGGAAAGUGAGAUCAGAUUGGCAACGAAUGGCGUGAUUGAAGACAAAAAGCCAGCUUCCGCACAAGGUUUGAUCUUCACAUAGUUUCCCUGAAACAAGGCCACAGCAGAAGAGACCAAGAUGGUCCCAAACUAUUCUACUGAAGAAACUGUUAAGAGAAUUCACGUCGACUGUCCUGUUUCAGGAAGGCACAGUUACAUCUACAUUAUGGUUCCAACUGUUUACAGUAUCAUCUUCAUCAUAGGCAUAUUUGGGAACAGCCUGGUCGUUAUUGUCAUUUACUGCUACAUGAAAUUAAAAACAGUGGCCAGCAUCUUUCUGCUAAACCUGGCGCUGGCUGACUUGUGUUUUUUAAUAACUCUGCCACUCUGGGCAGCCUACACGGCCAUGGAAUACCAGUGGCCUUUUGGCAACUGUUUAUGCAAGCUAGCAUCAGCAGGAAUCAGUUUCAAUUUGUAUGCCAGUGUGUUCCUACUCACAUGCCUUAGUAUCGACCGCUAUCUGGCCAUAGUACAUCCAGUGAAGUCACGAAUCCGGCGUACCAUGUUUGUUGCCAGAGUAACCUGCAUUGUCAUCUGGCUCCUUGCUGGUGUGGCCAGUUUGCCCGUCAUCAUUCAUCGUAACAUAUUUUUUGCGGAGAACUUGAACAUGACAGUCUGUGGCUUUCGAUAUGACAACAAUAACACAACACUGAGGGUUGGGUUAGGCUUAUCCAAGAAUUUACUGGGAUUUUUGAUCCCUUUUCUUAUCAUACUAACAAGCUACACCCUGAUUUGGAAGACCCUGAAGAAGGCAUAUCAAAUUCAAAGAAAUAAGACCAGAAAUGAUGACAUUUUUAAGAUGAUUGUGGCAAUAGUGUUUUUCUUCUUCUUUUCCUGGAUUCCUCAUCAAGUGUUCACUUUUCUGGAUGUAUUAAUUCAAUUACAUGUAAUAACAGACUGCAAAAUCACUGAUAUUGUGGAUACAGCUAUGCCCUUUACUAUUUGCAUCGCUUACUUUAAUAAUUGUUUGAAUCCUUUUUUUUAUGUUUUCUUUGGAAAAAACUUUAAAAAAUACUUCCUUCAGCUAAUAAAAUACAUUCCACCAAAUGUCAGCACACAUCCAAGUCUCACUACAAAAAUGAGCUCCCUCUCGUAUCGACCACCAGAAAAUAUACGCUUGCCCACUAAAAAGACUGCUGGGUCUUUUGACACUGAGUGACGCACUUUGCUAUAUUCUUUUUUCCUGAACAAGGUUGUGAACGAAGCAGCACGAAUGACAAAAUCCAUCUGCAGUCCUAGACAUCACAGCUUACUGCUUAUUACAGAAACAUUAAAUCACUUCAGCAAAAUCACACUGCAAAGAUUUAGCAGUGGCCUUCUAUUUUACCUUAUGCGGAGGACUGCCUGAUUUUCAUUUUGUUUUACUUCGUUGAAAGCAGCAUAAAUGAUAGGACAGGUACAUCAGAGUUUGUCAGCAUUCUGCAUUUACUCAAAACUACAGAUCAUCUCUGAACUCAAAGGAAAAGCUUUUGUAAGUGACAUGAAUUAUGAAGAACCUGUUUUGCGUAUGUGAGCCAAGUUUUGCCCAAGUUUUGUUUCAGGCCCUGAUGGAACUACAUUGCUUCGUUUUGGGUUUGUGGGGUUUUUUUGUUGUAGGUUGUUUGUUGUUGUUCUUUUUAAUGAGUCAUUUGUCAUUGUAUUUAUAACUUGUUUCUCUAACAUAUACUUUAUCUACAGGCCCAACUUAAACUGAAAUUUAAGGACCAUGAAACUGGUCUCAUUCUGAUUUGUGCUACUAUUUUCCAUUUUUAAAUAGCAAAAUUUCAUAAUAUAUGCAAUAAAAUGCAGGUUUAUUUAUUAAAUAUAGAAUAAAUAUAUUUUUAGAUUUAUAUUCCUAAUUAGAGAUUUCAAACAUUUCUUCAAACAUUUUUAUCCCAGUGGGUAUUUUUAUACUAGUAAUAUAUACACACGCAUAUAUAUAUAUAGAGAGAGAGAGAGAGAGAGAGAGACAGACAGACAGACACACAAAUAGGGUUUCCUCACAUUUCUCAAUGGUGUGCUGUGCUGACUGAAGAACACAGCUUAUGGAGUGGGCUAAUCCCAUGUUUUAUGCAACUGUUGGAAAACAGAAGUCGUAGGACAGAAGCAAUCAGAAACCUUCAAGCUAUUUUUGUAGAAUAACCAGAGUACUCUAUGAGAGAAGUACCAACUAAUGAGAUCCAUUCAGUUCUUCAAAAUUCUUGGACAUUUAAGCUCGGAUUCUGACAAAAGCAUUGUGAGGCUUUUAGUCAUAUCACUAAAUAAGCAGGACCAAACUUUGUCCUUAGCAUUUACUUCAUUGCUGUUCACUUAUAUGAAACUGAUCCUAGAAUCAGGAUUAUCUGCUCUAUGUAGACCCACAUUUUAUUUGUAUGGAACAAUUUUAACAAUUUUUGAUUUUAUACUAGCAUAAAUCAGAACAAAAAUCUGGCUCAAGCUCUCCACAAAUGAAGGGGAAAAGGUGAUAAGAAGUUCCAACUCCUGAAAUCCUCACAUAUCCUUAUAAAUCUCAGACAACGAACUCCAGAAAAUAUUUGCCUGAUUAACUCCCAUUUAUUUUCUUCAAAGAUAAAUGAGCUCGUAAAUACUUUCCAACAUAAUAAAGCUUAAGAAAAAAAAUUCCAAAAAUCCACAUAUUUGUCACAUAGACAGAUACACGACCCUGGAGAAUUUGUGGUAUUUAUAAUCUUCUGAAUGAUAUCUUUAAUGUUGCUUAGUUAGCAAGCAGCUGGAUUUUCUAUAAUUCCUAUUUACAUCUCACAAGGCACUGUGAUGAUUCAGUAAAACUUCUACAGCUGUACUUCACUAAAAAAUGCUUUUUCAUUGAAGGUUGAUUUAAUUGAAAGCUAUUUUAAAAAUCUGAUACCUGAACGUGUCAUUCAGGGACAGCUGAGUUAUUCUCACCUAUAGCGCUUUAUUUUCAGCUUAUAUCCUUACACAGGCGUGUGAAAUAGCCAUUCUUUGAAAAUAAAUAUGGCAGCAGUGCCAUACAUUAUAAAUAGCAUCCAGAGCACACAGUAAGCUGAUGAAGGACUAUCAGAGCUUGCCAUUUAUCUGUAUGACAUUUUGUUCACGUAUACGCGUACAAGUCGAACAGCAUCAGGAGCUCCAAUGGAGGAGGUACCUCUUUCUCAGACACAAUUCGGUGUGCUGUGCUUGCCACCUGCUGGACACAGCCACAAAUUUUUCAUCUUAAAAGUUACUAAAGGAAGAAGCAGCAAUAUUUUCCUGCCUCUUGAUAGAUCUGCAGAUCCUUGCCUCUGGCAAAACUUUUGUAGAAGUAACUGCUUCCUGGAUGGACAAUUUUGUAUUCAGCUUCCUUGGGAAGGAGCAAAGCAAGUGUUUCUCUAACACCUGCUGAUUCCUUUGGUCACCAAAUACCAGUGUCCCAGACCACCACAAUGCAUAGCUCAUUUACAAAGUGUUGACUGUGUUACUACAGGAGAUAUCUCAAAGACGCACAUAAAUUCUUUGACUAUUUUUGCAUACAUAUAUAAUAAACAGAAAAAACCCAUACUUGUGCAAGCAGUAACUAAGUAUUUAACUGAAAUGACUCGUUUAUUAUCAGGAAGACAAAGAAGCAGUCAGCAGUGACUAUGAAUAAUAAAAAUAACUAUCACAGGACAAAACAGACCAGAAGCCAUUAGAUAGUGAUUUUCAUCAUUUCAAGCUAUAUCCUGCAUUUUCAAGAGCAUGUAUCCUAGUUGCUGGUGCUACCUGUGUCGUGGGAAAAAGCUAGGGCAUGCACAUUCUUCUGGGUUGCUCCAGGAAAGGACUGCAGCUGUUGUGCUUUGAAGGAAAUGCUAGCCUUGAAUAGAUAGCUAAUAAAUAAAUAACUCUCAGAUAUAUAUAUAUUUUUUUCUAAGGGGUUGGAGAAUGGUCAGCAGCUGUCAAGGACAGAAUCCUAUUUUAGCAUUUCCUAAAACAAAAAUCAAUACAUACUGAAAACCACCUAUAUCCGAAGUUAAAAGUCUCCAGCAAAUCUAACAGGGCAGCAGCAGAGCUAAUGCCUCCUGAGCACAGCUGUUACUGCAUGCAGCCGUAUGCAGUAUGGGAGCAACUGCAGAUGCUCCCACAGAGCCUCAAAGCAGAAAUCAGUUGGAGUCCCCUUCUCCUUUAGUAAACUCACACCAUUUUCUUCACCCAUCGUGCUGUAAUCAGUGCAGGUGCUGAGAACACUUUGUUGCUGAUCCUUGCUAUCCCCUACCCAUGUACUUGCUGGGAAUCCUGUGCUGGAGACCUGUGAGUGAGGCGUGCAGAACAGCAGUGCCAUGGGGUGCAGGGUCAGGCCCUUUCUAAUCACAGUGUCUCAUUGAAGCACCUCAACUUAAUUAUUCUGACCUCCAGCAUGCAAGAGGCAAAGACUCAAUACAAAUUUGGUUUUUGUCUGGUCAUCUGUUAGGUGCAGAUAAGAGCAGAGCCUCCUUGGCCUUUGUGAUAUGCUUGGGACUGCAUGGUCCAUACUGAGGAGCAGGCAGAAGGCUAGAGAACCUACUCCUUGCCAACAAAGGAGAGAAGAGUAAGGUUUGGCCCUGUACGACUGCCACUUUAGGAUAUCUUUGUAUUGAGCCUUCUUGACUUAAUAUCAAAACAUGAACUAGUUUCACAUACUUCAGAACUCACUUUCCUAAAGAACACAAAGUUAGUUGAGAUGCAACAAUAUUACAUUUUAAAAACAAGUAUCCAAAGUACUUCCUAUUCUUAGGGUAUCCAAAAUUAAAAUCCUUGAUAUGCUUUUAGUCUGUUUCUGUACUCUGGUAUGUGGAUCUCAAGACCUUAGUGGGGACAGCACUUAGCCCUAAAUAUAGGGUAUUGCAGUUAUAGACUGUUGACUUGUAUGAAUGAAUACUGUCCCUGUGCUGGAGGAAUAACUGAUAAAUCACAUUAUACUGGACAUGGGGUUGGACUCGAUGAUCUCUGGAGGUCCCUUCCAACCCCUACAAUUCUGUGAUUCUGUGAUGUACAUACAUAACAUUUAUUUCUAUUGUGCAGUUGUCCCUUAUGAUGUUUCACACUCCACUCUAUACUGGUUGGCCCAUUAAAUGCCUAGUCUGAAUCAUACUGUGUGCUGAAUAACCUUAAUUUCAGCAAAGCCCUUACAGAUACAGUGGGGAUUAAUUUGGGUUCUUAGCUCAAACAAUUGUUUUGUAAUUAUACUGUUAAUUGAGGUGCUGCAGAGGCCACAUGUCCUUUGCUUUACCAGAAUCACUGUUAAGAUGGCGGUUCUCAUCAACUUGGAACUGCGACAACAGCAGACAAUACAAUAGGAUUCCCAGGUUUGGUUUGGUUUUGCUUGCAUAGCUUCAGCAACAAUUUAUCUUAGUGACCUGCUUUUUAAGUAUUUUAAAGUGCAAGUGUUCCCAGGGAGAAGAGUUCACUGUGGAAACAAACAAACAAACAAAAAAACUAGGAGGAAAUGGGAUGGAGCAAGGAGAAGGCCUAAUAAGGAACUUGUUAAUUUCAGAAAUACUUAUUGCUGUAUGUAAAUAAUUCUAUUUUCACAAAUUUCUGUUUUGUUUUCAGUUUGCUUUUAAAGAACCUAAGAAGAAAUCUUUCAGCUAAGGGUUAAGAACUUUCAGAAAGUUUGGAGAGGCUCUUUUAAGUGUCUUUAGAACAUCCUGCUCAGUUUGGAACAUAUCAAACCAUUCCUACCCAACUCACAAGGUCGGGUCUCCAGCUCUGCUCUUCUGUCACAGGCUUGGCCAACGUACCAUCCCACAAGCUAGUGCAAAGCAAUGAGGUUGUUCUAUCAAUCACUAAGUCCAUUUUAUCAAUGACCUCGCUACCAAGGCUGAGUUAACAAAUCCACUGUGCUAAUGACAGAGCUGUCAGGCUCAUUGUCGCUGGUGAGUUCUGCAGACGUGGCUAUACAAGAAAUAAGUACAGACCAUGUUUGAGAGCAGGAUCCUGCAGUCUUUGUAGUGGUCUCGUGCUGUGUCCUUCAGCUUUAAAAAUACCCUAUGAAUAACGUGUCAAAAACUAGAUAUUUUCAUUUCAGUAUUUUUGUGCAGUCAUGGUUUGUGAAGUGGUGGCUGUGUUUCCUAUUUCAAUAGAAAUAGCUUCAUAUUGUAAAAAGUUACUAUUAUAAGAGCUUCUGUUGUCUGAAGUAUUACGAAAAGAUACAAAACGUGUCAUCAGUAGGUAACAUCUUUGUGAAAGCCAUCUCUGUUGCUGUGUUAGUCCACUCAAAGAAGAGAUUUAUUUCUAUCUUACUCUAAGUACUCCAGUAUUAUCAGUGUCUUAGAAACCCAUCAGGUAACUGUAUGUCCAGGAGAGGCAGAUAAUGUGCUGCAUAUAGAUCUGUAUCAGCUUGGCCUACCUAGCCUGAACUCCAGGCUUAGUUUAGAGCCCAGUGUACAAAUACAAAAGAACAGAAAAUAUAUACUGCAGUAGUACUAUGUAUAAUUAAAUUCACUGAACAAUUAUGAAAUACUAAAGGAGCUAAAAUAAGGCUAUUUUCUUAAGUUUUGAUCAAAGCGCUUUUAUUUUUAAACCCUUCUCUAAGAUUUUGGUUUUGCACUGUAAAAAACCCUCAAGCGUAAUAAAAUUUGCAGACCCAAACCCUUCUUUGUAUAAAAGCAGCCAUGAAAAGAGAGAAUGUUUAUGAUUUGCAGGAUACUUCUCAAGGAAAGAGUAUAAAUAAAAGGUUCAGGAGAUGUAAUUUCACAUAAUGGAGAACUGCUAAUGUUGAACCUGGUCAUUUUGUGUGUGUAAUUUGAUCACUCGAAGUGGAAGUAUAAAGGAAUAUGCAGCAAGGCAUACUUCAUAGCAUACUUUCUAUGUUAGACUGUUACAUGGUGCAGUGUGUAUCUUCAAUACAGCAAAAUGAUACUUCUGCUAUUCUUGAAUUUCUCUGUUUAUCAGUGGUAACUUUGUAUGCUAUUGUCUGUAAUUUUUAGAUGAGUGAGCAGCAGAAAUGUAGUGCUUUGCUUUAGAAAGGAUUAUCAAAUUUUAUGUUUUGGUAAAACUGGUAAUUUUGCAAAGAAGAAAUAUUUUCUCACAGAAGCAUUUACAUCAAGUUGAUGGUAUUUUAAAAUAUUGAAGAUAUUACUCUAAAAUACAUUUAACUGUGUUGGUUCAAAUUAUUCUUCACACCACAUGGCUAGGUUGUUUUGUUCAAAUUCAGUUUUUCAUCAGACCUCCAAACAAAGGUGUUUUUAGCUUUACUUUUCAACAGAGGCAGCAGAGUUUAGGAAGGACAGGAGCUGACAAGAACACUGGACUCCAAAUGAGAACAUUCUUUUCUUUUUCUUUUUUUUCCUUUUUUUCUUUCUUUAAUACAGCUCAUAAUCUAGAAACUCUGAAGUUGCAAUGUGAUUUUGUUUCGCUCAACAAGGCUUGUGAAUCAACAUUCUGUUAUUUAAAGAAAACUUUAAGCUAACUGGUAAAAAUAUGUUCUAUUUACUGCUUCAACUUGGGUAAUAUUCUGCACCUACAAUGAAUAACUACGCUCUCUGUAAGAUCUAACUUCAGUUUUCCUGCAGGGCUCACUGUUACGUGAGUAUUGGAUAUGCUUUGAGAGCUUAGCAGAUGAGCUCCAAAACACCAACAUUCAUUGCUGUAGCCCACAAACAUGCUGGAUUUGAACAGGGCAUUUGGGCAAAAUCCUGUCAAGAUGCUAGAAAAUAUGCAGUAUAUUUAAAAAGAAAAAAAAAGCAAACCCACUAUCUAACCUAUCUAAGGCAUAUUCUGAUUUUGAUCUCUUACCUCCAACCCAAAAGAAGAUUGCAAAGCUUAUUUGCAAGAUCAUUUUUUUCCUUACACUUCACUUGAAGUUACGCUUACCUUGGAGGUGUUUGAAGGCCAAGUUUUCUACCAAGCUAAUUCAAAUACUGACAAGGCUGUUCCAUGACGGAACAUGCCUUUAUCUCUCCUGUCGUAUCAUUUGACUGAUGAUAUGCCUGUGUCAAAGCAGAAGCCAGUCGGCACUGCAAAGCUCCACAACUUCCAGCUAUGAGCAGAUUGCCACCACCACACAGAGUAGCACUUGUGCUCAUUAGCACCGAGUUUCACUGCAAAUAAACUUUACAUAUCCGGCUCAAUAAAUCCAUAGAAUCCACAGCCUCCUGAAAGAUCUGCCACAGGUAGGGACAGCCCAUCACCAUUUCACCUACAAUGAAACUCCUGCCAUGCAAUGCCAGUAGUGUUGCAUUUACUGAUAAUACAGAAUACAGCAUUCACACACAGCUGUUAAGUUCGCUAUAGCAGUGAAGACACAUGGAACAACACGAAGAAAGUGCUGCAUAACUGUAUGAAUCCUAUAUUGUUUUCAAUGCCAGCUUUCACAGAAAACAGAGGAAUCAAAGACUUCGUAUGCUUCAGAUCUGGGAAAUGCUUGCUUUUCCAAAAGCACAGUGCAGUUCUCUUAAGAGAACUCUACCAAAAAAAAUUUAAAAAAAAAAAAAAAAAAAAAAAGGGAAAAAAUAAGAUACUGAAACAUCACUACACACAUUUUGUAUUGCAAUUUAGUCGUGCAAAAAAAUUAAAUGACAUCUGGUCUGUAACUCUUCCUGCUGACUGUGCAUUUGACAGCCUCCUACUGACAGUGGUUUCAGUAUUUCUCCUUCAGUACUUCUUUCUCCUUCAGAAGGAAAUAAAACAGGAGAUAAAAUGUGUCUUAAGUGAAGGAGAAGAGAGUAAAACACAGGGAAUAUUUGAAGAUGGGUCAAUGCAGAUAUAGUUCCUAGAGCUGCAUUACCUGCUCUUAUUUUUGUUACAUUGAAAAUGGGUAGAUUUCAAACCAAGAAACUAUCUACAAAGCAGAAGUUGCCUGCAGGCUCUGUAUAAUAUUAGGCUGUUUGAGAAGUAUAAAGCCUCAGGCUGUAUAAUAAUCAAAACUGCAAACACACUUUCAGCUACAUAUUAAACCCGCUAAUAUUCUAUACUUAAAUUUUCAGUUUCUACCUUUUACUAGCAAACUUUGAUGUUGAUUUAGAGAAGUCAAGUCAAAGCAGUUCUGAAAACACCAACCAUAAAUCUGCCACAGCUCUUCCAGUGAGCAAACAGGGCAGUCUGAACAUCGCUCUUCAAAUUUCUGUAGCACAGUGCUAAAAUCUGCCUGCUUUAUCCCCAUCUAAAAUGGUGUUGCUGCAUGGACAUGGUUAUAGUCCCCAGUCUGUUAAAUGAGACUUCGCAUUUUUAAGAAGAGGAAAAGACAAAAAUGUGCAGUCAGCUGUCAUGGAAGAGCUAUGGGGAGUGGUACUAUGGCAUAUCAAAGACAUUUAUCAAACAAACACGAACACUGGUUGGAGUCCAUUCACAGUGAUGUCAGCUGGAAUUUGACCAUUGGCUUUAAAUAAGAGACAACACUCAGUUCUGAGAAGUCUCAUGUCCUGCCUUUAAUUCUAAAAUCAGGACAAGAUCAGCAUGCAAACAAUUGCUUUAUCUCCCUUUGCAUACAGAUUGAACGACAGCAUUCAACCACAAUUCAACCACUUGCACUGUCAUUGGAUAUACACAGUGCAGUCAGGGGCUGCUCAAUGCAAAACAGAUGAGACCAAAAUGAUGGAACCAAAAAGUCAACCCAUCUGCUUGGAUGGGUUGUAGUAGACACAGACAAAUUGAGCUAAAAAGUACAAAAGAUUUCCUUAUACUACAAAGCUGCUUCCUAGCUGCCUUUCCCCCGCCGCUUCUCUAUUGUUGUGAAUAGCACUUCUUGCAGCACAUAUUAAUCAGGAAAUUAACCUGAUGUUAGUCUGCUUUGCUAUCAGGGAGUUUGCAGUAAUUUGCAUGAGCACCACGCGCAGUGUUGCUUAGUAACAGAGACAGUGGAAUAAAGCCAUAAAGUGGGAGGAGGAAGAUGAGGAGGGAGAAAAUCAUAGAAGCAUAAAAACUUUUAUAGGCACUUAAGCACACUUUUCCCUGAUUGAAGCAGAAUUCAUGAAACAAUUACAAGCCCAUGACAAAGGCUGGUAAUGAUUAGCCCUUAAGAACUAGUUAUUUUCUGACAGUUUGGAAGCUAUUUUUGUUUAUUGCAGAAAAGAAAACAUCAAAUCUUCUUUGGACUACUCAAAGCUGAAGACACAGAUUAGCACCAGCUGAUUACCUAGUGCCAGCAUUUCACUAGAACUCCUACUGUAGAAUAGAAAAUCUAUGGAAUAAUUUAGAAUUGUAAUUAAUUCUUGUCACCCAACUAGAUUUUUUAAAGUAAUAUUAUGCACUUCAGUACUCAAUACUUACAUCAUGAUGUGCAGAAAUGGAAAAUAUAUGAUUUAAGGAAUUAUUAGGAAAAAAGAUAAGUACCUGUUACAAUAAAUUACAAUAAAUUCAGCCUGGAAUACUGACAAAGAUAUGUUUUAUAAAAAGAAAAAUCAGUUUUGCAAUGAAGUCUAAUCUACAUGAAGCCUUUCACACAUUUCAACUAAAGCUGUAAUUCCACUAUUUAAAUAAAGACAUAGCUUUUUACUAGCAGCGAAAUGUUACUUCAGUCAUGGAACAUGAGAUUUUUUUUUCUCCUAGAGACAAGAUUUACAUAGAACAUAGAAUAAUUUUUCAUAGCAAUGAUCAUGCUUCUGACCCAUGUAAUCAUAUCUUUUUCCAGUCAUCAACCUGUUCAAAAAUAAUCACAGAAUAUCCCUGCAGCAACCAGACUGCAAGAUUUCAAUACCUUGCUUUAUCCCGCUGCUUCACGCAGUAAAGCAAUACCCAGAAAUAGGCAGCAUAUUUGACAAUUGUUUUCUGAUUUAGAAAAAACACUGUUCUCACUGUCUCUCCGCUAUCUGCUACACAUGACCCUUGAAAUCAAUCUUUUUUCUUUUUUUUUUUUUAUUGUUUCUGUUUUUCAAAGAAGGCCCUGCAUCUUGGCAUCCUUUAACAUCAUUAGAAUCUUGUCCUUGAUUAGUGACUAUGUUAGUUCACUAAAUUUUGUAAGGUCUGCUCCUAACCCUAAUCUAUCUGGAAGUGGCUCAGAGUUUUAGACAGACAUCAUCUUACUCCAGAACACCACUUCUCAGCCUAUCAGCAGCAGCACAUAACCAUAAAGAUGGGCAGAAAUGCUGCAGCCUCUAUUCCACCUAAGCAUAUCAUACAGAUAUCAUCGCAGACCACUUCCUCUGGACAGAAGAGUUGACAUUCAUCAGCCUGUGUUUAUGCCACUGAUUUCUAGAAGCAGUGGGAUUUUCCUGUUCUGCUCUUUCAAGUGAGAGCAUGGAGUUGUAAGGGAAAGAGAAGCAUCACAGCAGAGAGAUCCAUGUUAGGGCACGCCUGGUGCCCCAUAUGGUCUUCACAAAACUGGCUGCCCUGCAUACAGCAGUGCCUUUGCUCUCAUGAGCAUGUCCUCCAUGCUAAUGUCCAGGCCCACUGCAGGAGUACACUGAUCUUCCACUAAUAGGAGACUAAACUCAACGUCUCCUCAACUUGACUGCUGGGACUUGUCCAGCUCAGAACUUGGGCAUUCGGACAAGAUUUGCUUAGCAGCCAAACAACCUUAUUCUUUUUCACUUUAAGAAACUCAAACUUUAUCUAAUUUAUGAAUUCCUCCAAUUCACAUUUGCACACACUUCCCCUGCUUUGUUGAUGAAUUCUUGUUAUGCCUAAUUUCUAAAUGCAAUGCUGUGGGGAAAGAGUCCAAAAAUUUACUCAGUAAGUUCAACUAUAUGUUUUUGAUGUUAGAUAAACAAUAAACAAAUGACAGCUUUCGUAUUGAAAAACUCAGAAAUGAGUCUAUAUAAAUGAGCAAACCCUGCUUCAGAAAUACCAAAACCACUGAACCAUUAGAAGACUGUAUAUAAAAAAGAGAAUUUCUUAUUACAAAAGUAUCUGAGCUACCUGAGAACCUAUCCAGCCAUAACUUUGAAGUCAUAACAUGCAUCUUUGAAGUAACGUGUACCUUUGAAGAUUUCUUUAUACAGUUUCCACCACAGAUUAAAUACCCUUUCCAAUAGAUAAUUCUUAAACCUUUUCUUGUCACCACAAGAAUAGGUAAGACAGAAAUGCUAACUAAAACUUCUCUAAAAGAUUGUCGUCUAUCAAAUGAAAUGCAUCUAGACACAAUGAAAAUGCUACAGAAAUAUAAAAUAGCAGUAAAAUACUAAGACUAGACUCAGGCUAACCCUGCCCCAGCUAUGCACAUGGUAUGCCAUUUGUUAGAAUGCAUUUUCUCUCAGGCAGCUGUUUUAAAAAUGAAGCAACAUAACAUCAUCUUUUGACACAGCCCUUUAAGACAGCUUAUUACAUCACACCAGUUACAAGCAUACCCAAAAGCUGCAACUCUUUUCAUUUAAGUUUUCACUGACAAAUUUUAAAUACUUCCCAGUGUCCCAA